GCCAAAUUCUUCUCGUACUAAUUACAUUUAAUUGGUACUACCCAGGUUAUGACGUACAGAUAUCGUCUUAACCGUCCUUAUAAUCAGACACAGACUAAUGUUCCAAUAACUUCGUUUUACUGCCAUGCAGGACAGCUUGCGAAAUUUAAACUGGGUAUGGGGCUAUUAUUUGCCAUCUUUACGAUAAUCCCCCCAGCUGUUUCCGGGGGUAAAGGGAUUAUCGAAGCAGUGCCUGGAAUUAUUACAGCAGGUUGGGUCAUCUUCUACAGUGCAGUUGCACUAGUUACUUGGGCACUGUCAAAAUCGCGCUCUUCCGAACAAAAUCGUGCGAAUUGUAACUCCACGAUUAAUCCACAAUUCAGUGUACCUGCUACACCACCAGGAUUAUUCUUCUACAAGGUGUUAACGGUCUUCAUGGGGAUCAGUAUCUUGCUGUCCGUGGCUAGCCUCACAAACGCUAUCGUCGUGCUGGUCACUGCCGCAGAAAGCGUGGUCGAAGUGUCAGGUUUAAUGGGAAUCCUUACCGGGGCAUUUUUCCUUCUUUUGGAACCGUUGUCUUUAAUCUCCGCCAUUUAUGAUAUUAAACACGCCGGGCGACCAAGAACGCCACCAACGUUUGCCAUGUCACUGGAGCCCCGACAUCGCACAAACAGCUUACUUCACGAGGCAGCCACGACUGCAAAUACGUCAUCAUCGCAUUACCCACAAAUACCUCUUACCAAUAUUAUAUAUUUGCCAAACGUACCACAACAUGUGUAUCUAGACAACUUGGGUAGCAGACCAGAUGUUCCCUCUUCGGUUAAUUAUGACAGUCGGUGCGACGUUCUACCAGCUUAUUCAGAUGUUGUCAAAGUCUGAAGCUUUUUUAGUAUUUGCUCAAUGACGAAUCCCGUGCUAAUGUAAAUUAUUGUUCGUAUUGGCAUGCAAAUGUGCAGUGGUUCUAAACUGAUGCAAACUGUGUUAACUAACAAGACGUUAACUGAGGUUAACUGAGAUCUCUGGUACUCCAUUAAGCACGACCUUUCACGCUGUUUUAGAAAUCAAAAUCGACGCUGAU
Paramacrobiotus metropolitanus is the source of this 1057-nucleotide messenger RNA. RefSeq lists its product as uncharacterized. NCBI's taxonomy places the organism in Eukaryota, Metazoa, Tardigrada, Eutardigrada, Parachela, Macrobiotidae. The coding region runs from base 49 to 858 and encodes 269 amino acids. The record is from RefSeq and is a predicted model, not a curated record. The transcript has 2 exons.